UGAAGCUUGUAAUGGAAAAUCCACGGACCAUAAUUGAUUUGCCGUUCGAAGUGCUCGAUCUGAUAUUCAAAGAACUGAAGUGCUUGAAAGAUAAAGUGAACCUGGCACAGACUCAUGACAGGCUGGGAAAAGCUUUUGCCUUUCACAGUCGCAAUGAGUUCAGGACUCUUACGCUCAGUACCGCGUUAACUAACGAAUCGUGGGCCUUUCUUGUGCAAGAAUGUGGCACAUCAAUUGAGGAAUUAGAUUGCGAAAAAAGGAGUUUGUACCUUAUAGCCGAGUCGAUUGUGAAGCACUGCCCCAAUCUGAAAUCGGUAUCAACUUAUUUUUCCGCGGAUGAUAGUGCCAGCAUUAUGUCUUUUUUAGGGAAGAUGAAACAUUGCCUACUAUCGCUUAAAUUAACACAAAGUUAUUUUAAAAAUGCAUUUCCAUUAGAAAUCUUGAAAGUAUUGUGUGAAAUUUCCCAAUUAAAACAGCUAUGCUUGUGUAAUGUAUAUCCUGACGAAAAUAUGCACUAUAUACAGACGUGUGUCGCCCUGGAAAAGCUGGAACUCGAUAAUUUCUGUGUACUAGAGACACAUACUGUCAAUCUACAACAGAUUUGUGCUCCACUUAAGAAUCUCCGUGAAUUAAGUGUGAGUAAUUUCGAAAUUCUGCCGUUUGAGGAUUCAAAUUCAUCUAUAUGGGCCAGGUUAGAAACACUGGAUUUGAUUCAAUGCAAAUACCUCGAAAUACCUGAUUGCCCAAAACUUAAAAGCUUGAACAUUAAUUACACCAUAUGUUUCUUCGAGGAUUACGGGUUGAAAUUAAUCCUAAAAAACGGAAGAAAUCUUAAAACAUUGUACGAGGGCUGCGAUCCACCACUCGAAGCCGAAGAUUUCCUUCGAGUUCUUCGGGCCUGCCCAAAACUGCGUAGCCUUUAUACUUCAAUGGAAGAUAUAGAACUCUCUCCGGAAUACGUGUCUACAAUUUUGGGAAUUCUUAAGGAAAAUGGAGUGACGCGGGAGGAUCGAUUCGAAUUGGUUAUAACUAGCAUUUAUAACUGGGAUUGCAUCCAAGAGCUACUUCGUCUGGUCCCUGACGCUGAGUUGAUUGAUCUGUAUGAAAGUAUUCAAUAGAUUAUUAGUUAAUACAUAUAUAAAUGAUGUAAUAUAUAAAAACAUGAGUAUUUUUUUAAUUAUAAAUUAAAUACCCUUCUCAAGUGUUUUCGUAUUCCUUACAGUUCUUAGUU
Messenger RNA from Drosophila eugracilis, 1231 nucleotides. RefSeq lists its product as uncharacterized. The record is from RefSeq and is a predicted model, not a curated record. The transcript is spliced from 3 exons. NCBI's taxonomy places the organism in Eukaryota, Metazoa, Arthropoda, Insecta, Diptera, Drosophilidae. The coding region runs from base 12 to 1118 and encodes 368 amino acids.